AUGGGCCUAGCAUACAACGUCUACCUCGACUCGACCAAGAUCUUCGGCUGCAAGAACUGCAAGACACAUCUUGCCAAUUACGAUGAUAUCAUAAGCCGAAACUUCCGCGGUCAACACGGCAAAGCCUUCCUCUUCUCCAGCGUCGUCAACAUCAAAGCCGCCGAAGCCAUGGAACGGAACAUGACCACGGGGAGACAUGUCGUAAGGGACAUUAUAUGCCGACAGUGCAAUGAGACGGUUGGGUGGAAAUAUGAUAAAGCCUAUGAGGCGAACGAAAAGUACAAAGAAGGGAAAUUUAUACUGGAGGCGGAGUUGCUGCAGGUCGUGUACUGA
Molecule: messenger RNA, 333 nt
Organism: Endocarpon pusillum Z07020
Lineage: Eukaryota; Fungi; Ascomycota; Eurotiomycetes; Verrucariales; Verrucariaceae
Product: protein yippee-like 3
Exons: 2
Coding region: 1-333 (110 amino acids)
Cellular component (GO): ubiquitin ligase complex
Source: RefSeq, a predicted model, not a curated record